AUGGUGAAGAAGAAGGUGAACAAGACAGCAGCCGCCUUCAGGAAGACAGGAGGUGGUUCGCAACAAGAACCAGACCUUCUGCUCUAUGAAGAGGAGCUCCUGCAGUUCCUGAAAAGAGACAACCUCCUUGAGAUUGAGGGGACAACUGGCACUGACACAUCUGAAG
Messenger RNA from Pelobates cultripes (western spadefoot toad), 166 nucleotides. Lineage: Eukaryota; Metazoa; Chordata; Amphibia; Anura; Pelobatidae. The record is from the annotation of a GenBank genome assembly.